AAAAGACUCCGACUGCACCAUCACCAACUGUUAUGGCAUGUUCCCUGGUCGCAGCACCUGUCGAGCUGGGAACGUGGCCCACCCAGGCACCGAAGAGGAGAUCGUUUCCAUUGUAUCCGCUGCAACCAAGGCCGGCAAGAAGAUGAAGGUGGUGACUAGUUUUGCUCACAGCAUCCCCAAACUCGCCUGCCCUGACGGUGUCGAUGGGUUGCUUAUUAGCACCAAAUAUCUCAACCAUGUAGUAAAUGUAGAUGCUGCAGCAAUGACAAUGACAGUGGAGAGUGGAAUGGCCUUGAGUCAGCUAAUCGAGGAGGCAGCCAAGGCAGGACUUGCAUUACCGCACGCUCCCUACUGGUCUGGCUCCACCAUUGGGGGCAUCCUGAGCACGGGUCCAGGAGGGCCUGAUGAAGGUUAUGCCAAGAUCCGGAUUCUGAAUGAGAGUCACGAGGAUCUGAAUGAGAGUCACGAGGAUCUGAAUGCAGCUAAAGUUUCUCUACGAGUUCUUGGAGUGACUUUGAAAUUGGAACCCAUGUUCAAGCGAUCCAUUACCUAUGUGAAGAAGAUUGACAUGGACUUGGGAGAUCAAGCAGUUAGUUUUGGUAAGCAGCAUGAGUUUGCAGAUAUGUCAUGGUACCCUAGUCAACGCCAGGUUGUGUAUCGAGUUGACGAUCGUGUUUCUCCGGAUGUUUCUGGAGAAGGUCUGUAUGACUUCACCGGAUUCCGCGACACACUUUCACUUGUAGCCGAAAGUAUUAGAACUACAGAGGAAACCCAAGAAUCCAAUUGUUUGGAUGAAAUGAAUUGCGUUUCUGCAGGGCUAACCACCACGAUCCUUGGAGCAAUUGCAUACGGACUAACAAACAAUGCUUCAAGUGCUUACUUGGGCAAUCAAGAGGAUGCAUUAGACUUUGAUAUCACCUAUUACCGGAGCAAAGAUCCACUGACUCCCAGGCUUUACGAAGAUAUUCCGGAAGAGAUAGAGCAAAUGGCAGUGUUCAAGUAUGGAGGUCUUCCACACUGGGGGAAGAAUAGGAACAUUGCAUUCGAUGGUGUGUUCAAGAAAUACAGAAAUGUAACAGAGUUCUUGAAGGUGAAAGAGGCGUACGACCCAUCAGCAAAAAGAUUUGUAUUUCAUGGAGUACAAGGGGUACCCCUGCCCUUAAUACAAAUUACAAUAUCUGGAAAAACCAGCAGCUCAGUUCCUGACCCUAUCGGAACCAUUCAGCAGCAAGCUGAGGUUCAGAACGGUUCAGUCACAAAAAAGGACCUGCAUAAACAUUUCAUCCUUGAAAAUCCGGAUUACUUCUUCCGUUUAGCUUUUAAGCUCAACACAGGCUCCAUCAUCCACUCGUACAAAAAUGGACGACAGCUUGUAAUACCCGUCGACACAGUUGUUCCAAGCAGUGCUCCAAUAAGCUGCGCCCCUUCUCCAGCAUGGCCGCCUGAUCCUUUAGCAAAGAACAAUAGAGAAGGACCACCUUUUGGCUGAUCCCAUAUGUAACCUUCUCCAUAUUAUUAAUAAUAUUGGGAUUAUUUA
Molecule: messenger RNA, 1537 nt
Organism: Rubroshorea leprosula
Lineage: Eukaryota; Viridiplantae; Streptophyta; Magnoliopsida; Malvales; Dipterocarpaceae
Source: the annotation of a GenBank genome assembly